AUGGCCACCGUCAAGGAAGAAGUGCGCGAGGUGCUCCUCGGCUCCACCGAGGAGCCCCAGCUGUCGCAUCUGACGCGCGCCGCCUUUAUGAAGCACGCCCAAAAAGACGAGUCGGGCGAAUACUACCUCAACGAGGACCAAUUCAUCACAGCCGUUGCCCCGGAAGGCGAAGACUACCACAAGAUCAAACGAUAUCAGUAUGGCAUUCUCUUCCAGGUGGCCGACCGCGACCAGAAGGGCAAGGUCAACAUCCACGACUGGUCCGUCUUCCAGAACCUGCUGGCAAAGCCCGAUGCCGAGUACGAGGUCGUCUUCCGCUUCUUCGACAGGCGGCGCACCGGCUACAUUGACUUUGACGAGUUUUACCAGACAUGGAAGGCACACAAGACCGAGGACAGUCUGCCCUUUGACUGGGAGGGCCAGUGGGCGGCGCUGUACAUUGGCUCCAAGAAGCACAGGCACACCAUGACGUAUCCCCAAUUUGCCCAAUUGCUGCGUGGACUGCAGGGUGAGCGAGUACGCCAGGGCUUCACUUACUUUGACCGCAACCAGGAUGGCUUCAUUGAGCCAGAAGACUUUCAGCGCAUAAUACGCGAGACUGCAAGCCACAAGCUGUCCGACUACCUGCUCGAGAACCUGCCGACAUUAUGCAACAUUUCAGUGGGGAGCAAGAUCUCAUACGCCAAUGUGCGCGCUUUCCAGAACGUCAUUCAGCAGAUGGACAUGAUUGAGCUUAUUAUCCGCAACGCCGUGCAAAAGAGCCCUGACGGCAAGAUUACCCGCACCGACUUCCUCAACGAGGCAGCUCGUAUAAGCCGCUUCAACCUCUACACGCCCAUGGAAGCAGACAUUCUGUUCCACUUUGCUGGCUUGGACGAGGCAUCUGGCCGGCUCGGGCUGCGAGACUUUGCUCGUGUGCUCGACCCAUCAUGGCACAAGAUUGGCUCUCUGGCCGGGGCAGCGGUUGCUGAUGCAGGACAAAAGGUGUUUGCGAGCACAAAGUCAAUAUGGCAUGACGUACUAGAGUCUGUGCAUCACUUUGCGCUGGGAUCUCUAGCUGGUGCGUUUGGAGCGUUUAUGGUGUACCCCAUUGAUCUGGUCAAGACGAGGAUGCAGAACCAGAGAAGCUCUGGUGUUGGUCAAGUGCUGUACAAGAACUCGCUCGACUGUGCCAAAAAGGUCAUCAAGAACGAGGGAUUCAAGGGCCUGUACUCUGGUGUGCUUCCCCAGCUUGUGGGAGUAGCGCCGGAGAAGGCCAUCAAGCUCACAGUCAACGAUCUGGUGCGAGGCAAGCUGACGGACAAGUCAACGGGGCAGAUCAAGUUUGCUUCUGAGAUGUUGGCGGGUGGCACUGCAGGUGCGUGCCAAGUUGUAUUUACCAACCCGCUGGAGAUUGUCAAGAUUCGGUUACAAGUUCAGGGUGAACUGUCCAAGAACGUCGAGGGUGUUCCGCGGCGGUCAGCCAUGUGGAUUGUGCGGAACCUAGGUCUUGUGGGCCUAUACAAGGGCGCUAGCGCGUGUCUGUUGCGUGACGUUCCCUUCUCGGCCAUUUACUUUCCUACCUACAGCCAUUUGAAGAAGGACUUUUUCGGCGAGAGCCCACAAAAGUCGCUGGGAGUUUUGCAGAUGUUGACUGCGGGCGCCAUGGCGGGUAUGCCGGCGGCAUACUUUACCACACCAUGCGACGUGAUCAAGACGAGGCUGCAGGUGGAGGCGCGCAAGGGCGAGGUUGCAUAUACUGGGCUGCGACACGCGGCGGUGACCAUUUGGAAGGAGGAAGGGUUCAAGGCGUUCUUCAAGGGCGGGCCGGCGCGCAUUAUGCGGUCGUCUCCGCAGUUUGGCUUUACGCUGGCCGGGUACGAGGUUCUGCAGCGAGCACUACCGAUGCCAGGGUCAUCGCAGGCAGACGCGUCGAGCCUGGAGCCAUCAGUGGGUCUGGAAGAGGCAAAGGCACCGUUGCCGUACCUCCGCAGCCGCAAUGCACUCAAGGUGAUCCUAGACCUGGACGAGAAUUUUGGACGUCCCAAGCUGGCCAAGGAUGCAAAGUUUGCGGGGAUUCCCGGAUUCGGCAGGCGACCGGAGGCUUAG
Bipolaris zeicola 26-R-13 is the source of this 2088-nucleotide messenger RNA. RefSeq lists its product as uncharacterized. Gene Ontology annotation, molecular function: L-aspartate transmembrane transporter activity; L-glutamate transmembrane transporter activity; calcium ion binding. Gene Ontology annotation, biological process: aspartate transmembrane transport; L-glutamate transmembrane transport; malate-aspartate shuttle. Lineage: Eukaryota; Fungi; Ascomycota; Dothideomycetes; Pleosporales; Pleosporaceae. The transcript is spliced from 5 exons. The record is from RefSeq and is a predicted model, not a curated record. Bases 1 to 2088 code for a protein of 695 amino acids.